This is a messenger RNA of Aureobasidium vineae, 948 nucleotides long. The record is from the annotation of a GenBank genome assembly. NCBI's taxonomy places the organism in Eukaryota, Fungi, Ascomycota, Dothideomycetes, Dothideales, Saccotheciaceae.
ACUCUGCACACCUACGCUGUCGGAACGAAAAUGGGCCUUUUCAACAGAAGAAAGGUCGACGGCGACCUCGAUGUAGACGCGCCAGUCAACGACACUGCGAGAUCAACCACAACAGAUGGCAGGACCGGAAUCAGCAGAUUUGGCAGAAACCGCAAAGCUGCUAAUACACCGUCGUCUCGCUCUGCCACAACUGGAGUGGGCUCUCUAAAGGCAAUACGCUUUGUGCAGUCGCUGGUGGACGUCUUGAUCCUGGGACUUGUCGCCUAUGCUGUCAAUGUUUUCUCGGCCACGUUCUUGCAAUCUGCAUACAUACCUGCACUGAUGGCGGCUAUUCUUACCAUCCUGGCCACGAUUCCAUUGGCUUUCCUGCCGCGUUUGCCAGGUCCUUUUGCGCAUCCACUCUCUGCUGGAUUGGUCGACUUGUUCUUUGCGCUGUUCUGGCUGGCCAUCAUGGCUGAGCUUGCUGCGUAUUCCGACGUUGCUGCCCCUAGGGAUUUUACAUACUACACAGGCGGCCUCGGUCAGCAGACAGACGGCAAUGCUGCAUACGACGCCUACAGCGGCACGCUGAACAGACUCAAGACGGCAUGGGCAUGUGGAGCUGCGGCUGCUGCAUUCUCUGGCCUGGAGUUUGCAUUGUUGCCUCUACGUGGUCGCUUCGUGGGGCCCGUCACAGGAACUGACAGCGCUGGCGUGCCUACUAAUUAUCAUGGGUCUGCUCUACACAACGGUACUGAACCACCGUUCGAGAUGCAGACAAGGAAUGCUGGUCACACUGGACCGGCAAGUCCAACGAGUCCAGCUACAGUGCAUGGUGCAAACAGUACAGGCGGCGUUCUCAACAGCGGUAACAUGGUCGGAACAGCCAACAGCAACACAUUUGUGCCUACUCCCNCUGGGCAGCAUGAAGGUGCUUUCGGAGUGGGAGACAGAGCGAACAUGAUCUGA